ACACCAACUUUGAAAAUAAUGAAGCCGUUAGUUCAACCUCCCACGUACCUACGAUCUCCCAGAUGACAGCCGCGAGGCUGUUGAGUAAUUCAACCUGUACCAGCAGGGAAAUUUACACUAUAAUCAAGAAAGCAUUGUUUUCCUCAGCCAACAGGAAAGAUCUCCAGAAACUCCACUCUGUCCUGAUCACUUCUGGUUUACGGAAGUCCCUGAUUUUCUCGGGCAAACUAAUUUCCAAAUAUUCCCAAUUUAAAGAUCCCAAUUCUUGUUUGUUGGUUUUUCGUGAAAAUUCACAGGCAGAUAAUGCAUAUAUAUGGAAUACGAUUAUUAGAGCGAUGACCCAUAAUGGACUUUAUUCAAAAGCAUUAGAAUUUUACGUGGAAAUGAGAAAAUUAGAGGUGAAGCCUGAUCGCUACACAUUUCCUUCAGUUAUCAAUGCUUGUGGGGGUUUGAUGGAUCUUGAGAGAGGAAGAGUGGUUCAUGAGGAUGUUAUGGAAUUGGGUUUUGGAUAUGAUUUGUUUAUUAAUAAUGCCCUGAUAGAUAUGUAUUCAAGGUGUAAUGAAUUGGGGCGUGCUCGAGAAGUGUUUGACGGAAUGCCGCAUAGAGAUAUUGUUUCUUGGAAUAGUUUGAUGUCUGGUUAUACUUCCAAUGGACACUUCAAUGAAGCAUUGGAAAUUUAUUAUCAACUGAGAAUCGAUGGUUUAGUGCCUGAUUGUUUUUCAUUUUCGAGUGUUUUACUAGCUUGUGGUGGAAUUGGGGAGGUUGAAGAGGGUCAGAUAGUUCAUGGUCUUGUGGAGAAGGUUGGGACAUGUACGGAUGUGAAUGUAAGUAAUGGUUUGCUUUCAAUGUAUUUUAAGUUUGAUAUGUUAAUUAAUUGCUGGAGGAUUUUUAAUGAGAUGCUUCGUAGAGAUAGUGUUACUUGGAAUACUAUAGUCUGUGGAUAUUGCGAAUCAGGUUUCUAUGAGGAGUCAAUUGGGUUAUUUUUGGAAAUGGUGGGUAAUUUUAAACCUGAUAUUUUGACAAUCACUGCUGUUCUCCGUGCUUGUACAUACGUUAGGAACUUGAAGUUGGGAAGAUAUGUCCAUGAGUACAUGGUCAGUAAUGGAUAUGAAUGUGACACCGUCGCCAGUAAUAUUAUCAUUAACAUGUAUGCAAAAUGUGGUGAUUUGUUACAUGCAAAUGAAGUGUUUGAGAACAUGGGAAGCCAGGAUUUGGUGUCCUGGAACUCACUUCUUAAUGGUUACAUUGAAAAUAGGUUAUAUCAGGAAGCAACGGAGCUCUUUAGGAGGAUGAAGAAACAUAUUCAACCUGAUUUUGUGACUUAUGUGACAAUUAUUUCUAUUUGUACAGAACUAACAAGCAUAAAUUUCACAGAGGAACUCCACUGUGAUAUAAUAAAACAAGGAUUUGAUUCCACCCAAAUAGUGGUCAAUGCUCUUGUGGAUGCAUAUGCCAAAUGUGGCAAAAUGGAGGAUUCACUAAAACAAUUUGAGAACAUGAAAGUUCGAGAUAUAGUUACAUGGAAUUCAAUAAUUGCUUCUUGUGGUCAUUCUGAGAACACUAAUCUUGGUUUCAGAAUGCUUAGCAGGAUGAGAGUGGAGGGUGUAAUGCCAGAUAUACCUACCUUUUUGAGUGCAUUGCCCUUGUGUUCUUAUCUCAUUGCAAAACGACAAGGAAAGGAGAUGCAUGGCUGCAUUUUUAGAUUGGGUUUUGAGUGCAGUACUCCAAUUGGGAAUGCUUUGAUUGAAAUGUACUCCAAUUCUGGCAAUUUAAGGAAUUCAGUUCUGGUUUUUGAGCAAAUGAAAACAAAAGAUUUAGUUUCAUGGACAGCAAUUAUUUCUGCAUACGGAAUGUAUGGUGAAGGUUGGAAAGCUCUUGAAGCUUUUGAGCAUAUGAAGGAAGCUGGUAUUCUUCCAGAUCACAUUAUCUUUGUUUCUGUCUUAUAUGCAUGUAGCCAUUCGGGUUUAGUACAAGAAGGGAGGGCUUGCUUUGAACAAAUGAAGAAAGACUACAAUAUUGAGCCUAGACUUGAACAUUAUGCUUGUGUAGUUGAUCUUCUGUCACGCUCUGGCCUUUUAGCUGAAGCAGAGGAGUUUAUUAUUUCCAUGCCAUUGAAGCCUGAUGCAAGUGUAUGGGGAGUGCUACUUAGUGCUUGCCGAGCCAGUGGAGACAAGAAGAUCGCAGAACGUGUGUCAGAACACGUUCUUCAAUUGAAUCCAAAUGAUCCUGGGUAUCAUGUUUUGGCCUCAAAUGUGUAUGCUGCCUUGGGAAAGUGGGAUAAAGUGAGAGAGAUAAGAACUUCUUUAAAAGCUAAAGGACUAAAAAAAGACCCUGGAUGUAGUUGGCUUGAGAUUCAAAAUAAGGUAUACUAUUUUGGAGCUGGUGAUCGAUUCUUUAAACAACACAAAGAAGUCGUUGAGUUAUUGGAUGUCCUCUCUAGUUUGAUGGCUAAGGAAGGAUAUGCUGCUGAUGUCAAAUUUGUGUUGCAUGAUGUUGAGGAGGAUGAGAAGUUGGGCAUGCUUUGUGGACAUAGUGAAAGACUUGCCAUAGCAUUUGGUUUAAUACAUACGAAACCAGGUGCUCAAUUGCUGGUUAUGAAGAAUCUUCGGGUUUGUGGGGAUUGCCACACUGUCACAAAGUACAUAUCAAAAAUCAUGCAUCGGGAAAUAUUAGUCAGAGAUGCCAAUCGCUUUCAUCUAUUCAAAGAUGGAACCUGUAGCUGUAACGAUCAUUGGUGAUAACAUCCUUGCCACAUAUGAGUUUUUGACUGGAGGAGUCUUCGUAGUUGAAAUCUGAAUAUUUAUUUAGUUGGCAUGUGGAUCCCUGGAUCCCUACCAAUCACAUGAAAUGACGAGGACGGAGAAAUGAUGCCAGAAGGUUCGAUCACCAACAUGCUUUUGAGAAUCUCGAGAUAUAUUUGGCAUACCAAUCAUAUGGCGUGACUGGUACGAUCAUGCAAAGGUCCUUAGUUCAAGUCUUAGAGCCGCACAUGUAAAAAAUCCCUGUGCUUGACCCUAGAAUGGAAUUUGUCCUGGCUGUUAGAGGUCACCAUACUGAAGGUAUUAAACAUAAAUUUUCCUCACCACUAAUAUCAUACUGUAGUCCCUGUACUGUGUAUUAUGAAAACAAAUUUAAAAAUUACAUGGUUAGAUUCAAAACUUUUUUGCCUUUGCGGUUGUGGUAGUUGUGGUUAAAAAUAUAAAAGACAUACCAUGAGAAACCUGUAGUAACUCUCACAAAUUCACUUAGAUAAACAAGUUUCACCGUGAAACUUAUUUUUCCAACUUUACCACUGACAUUAACACCAGAACUAGUGAAUAGAUGUUCAAACAACCAAAUCUGAGAUGAAAUGAAAUAGCUUGAUCAUCUCAUGAGCUACUUCAUCUAUAAGUGCUACUUAUCAAGAUUGUCCUUUGAGGUU
Molecule: messenger RNA, 3421 nt
Organism: Sesamum indicum (sesame)
Lineage: Eukaryota; Viridiplantae; Streptophyta; Magnoliopsida; Lamiales; Pedaliaceae
Product: Tetratricopeptide repeat (TPR)-like superfamily protein
Biological process (GO): RNA modification
Molecular function (GO): protein binding; RNA binding; zinc ion binding
Source: RefSeq, a predicted model, not a curated record